GAUUCACCUGCGUUCGGUCACGUGUGGGCACACGCCGCCGCCGAGCGCCGAGGAACAAGGAAAUGAGCAUUGUCCGGGCCGUGGGCUGUCCCAGCGAGCUUGCACUUGGUGCGCCCCAACGCUGCUACGAGAGGGUGUCGCGCUCUGCUGAAGAAAGGGAUGCUUGAACUCCACGGAGAAAGACUUCGCUGCUGAGGAAGGCGCAUGCUGGAGGUGCCGGGGUUGCCGUUGGUGAGACGAGGCAGCUAAGGCGGGCGGCGAGCUCUCUCCUUGCCGUGCGUGCCUGCUUGAUUGACAUUGGCUUCCAAAUCGCUGCAACUGUGCCUGAAGAAAAGCAAAGGAGCAUCGUUUUGCUGGGAGAAAUUUCCUGGCAGGGGAAGGCAUGCAGUGCACAGAAAUGUGCCAGGGAAGAGCUGCCUAGUGCCUGCAAGUGCGGGUCCAGGUGCUAGCACAACUUCCACCCAAGCUGGCCAUGCUGCUGUGAAGUCCUUUUUUCCCAGCACUGGGGCGGGCUGCAGCAGGGGCUGCCCAUGGCACUGCAGCACACUGGGCUGGAUUAGUUGUCGGUGUGUCACUGCUUCGGCUGGCUGAAGAGCUGAAGAACAGCACAGGGAAGAUGUUGGACCUGAGCUUCCUGACCGAGGAGGAGUAUGAGAAGCUGAUGAAGGUUCUGCAGAGAGAUGCAGAGCUGAAGAAGAAGGACGGGGAUCGCAUCAGGAGGAUACAAGGCUCCAUCAAGGAUGAAAAGAAGAAGAAGUUUGUGACAGGAGAAUGGUUUUCAGAAGUGAAGGCAAAACGGUUUCAGGAAGACUUGGAGGGGUCGGAUCUGCUUCGGGCAUCGAUCAGAAGAAAAAAAGGCAAAGUAGAAAAUGAGGUUAACGAGCACAUCCGGAGAGGGCUGGACAGCAAAGACGCCCCAGGUCCUCCCUUCCAGGAGCACGCUGCUGGCACGGGAGAGGAGAGAUCCAGCACACCCAUUCUUGAUGCUGCAGAAGAGCGUAAAAUCUUCCCAAAACCGAAGCCGAGACUUUCUUUCCCUCUGUCUGCAUCACACAAGAGAUCCAGUAUACAUGAUGUAUCUUCCUCAGAGAGUGACACUGCAGCAAGUCCACUUGUGGCUACAACUGGCAGCUUACAUUUGUCUAGAAAAGGUAACGGACGAUCUCCACUGCCUGCCACGCUUUCAGAGGAUGCUGCGCCUCAGCCCAGCUGUGCAGCUGGAGGAGAAGUUGUUGAUGGGGCCAGUGGCACCACAGCAGGACCAAAAACUCCACCCGAAGAAACGUAUGCUCCCAGCAAGAUACCAGUUAAGAGGAAAUCAAGCAGAACUCUCCCCAGGUCAGAGCAGUUCGUGAAUCACCUGGGGCCAGCAGAGAACAGCGUGGCAAAGAGAGAGCUGCUGGAAGGGCCCAAAUCACUGACUGCAGAGGGGGAAAGCAGCCAGUCUGUGAAGCACGGUGUAAACUAUACAAUCUCAUCAAUGAGUAAUAAAGAGGAGGAUAUCGGCCUCGAUCGGGAACACUUCAAGAACCUGAAGAAUUUCUGGGAGAAGGGAGCAGACUCUGUGAUGGUGGGAAGUACGCCGGAGGACUCGAGCUCGGGGGAGGCAGAUGGCAGGCAGUUCAAGCUGUGCCGCUUGCUCUCCAUGCAGUCAGCUCAAGGCCAGAACAGUGAAGAAAAACCCGGUGUCUUCACCAAAACAAGAGCCCCUCACAAAAGGACAAUAACGUUGUCUUCCAGCGAGGAAGAACCAAGCUACGUGGCCCCUUCAAGGAAGGGCUCGGUUGCCUUCAUUCCCAGAUCCACGUACGCCAAGAGCAAAGGAGGCCUGGUUACAAGAAACAGCUCGCUGGGCGAAAGCAACGGGAAGCCGCCGGUGCCAGAGGAAGAGAAGGUGGCACAGCACAGCUCCAAGAAAUCCAGAUUGCCAGUGCGAGCGCCUUCCAUCAAAAUCGAGUCGCCUACCAAAGAAGUGUCUGGCAGCACGUCUGAAGCAGAGAUGCCUGCCGACAAGUUCAUUGUGGCAGAAGAACGCAAGUAUGCAAACUGCCUGGCGAGCAGGGUGCAGAUACUCAUUGACCCUGCACUUACAGAUGAUGAGAAAGAGCAAAGAGCUGACUUGGGUACUCAUGACAGCAUGGAAAUAAACGGAGAGCCAGCUGAGGAAAAAGCAUGUGAGUCUUCAGACAAGCCAACAGGCAGAGCACCAGGCGGAGAGACAGAAGUUGUUCAGGGAACGGACUCAGCUGUUUACUCAGAGGAAGAUGGAGAUCGUUCUCCUGCUGCUCAGGCAUUGGCCCGAGCAAAUAACAUCAAUCUUGCAAAGAGCAUGGUGAACAUUUACACAACCACAGAGACAUACAAUAAACCUCAUCUGAUACCUCAUCAGUUUCUUGAACCUGAAAGAGUCAAAGAGCUGAGCAGAUCUUCUCCUCUCCUGUUGUCUGAGACAGAAUCAGACACGGCUUCGGAAAUCAGCUUCCAGUUUAGCAAGCACAAAAAGACGCCUAGCAUUGGCAGCCACUCCUCCGACAUGGCAUCUGUCUCCUCGGUGAGUGGCAGUGUGCUCAGUGUGUACAGUGGCGAUUUUGGGAGUGUGGAUGCCCAAGGUACUGUGGAGUUUGCACUAGAUUAUGACGAGAAGAACCGGGAGUUCCAGGUUCAUGUGUCCCAGUGCAAGGACCUGGCUGUCGUGGAUGAGAAGAAAGGCAGAUCUGACCCGUAUGUUAAAACUUACUUGCUCCCAGACAAAGCUAGAAUGGGUAAGAGGAAAACCUCAGUGAAGAAAAGGACAGUGAAUCCCAUUUACAAUGAGGUGUUACGGUACAAAAUAGAGAAAAUGGUAUUGCUUAUCCAAAAAUUAAACCUCUCUGUUUGGCACAAUGACCCACUGGGACGUAACAGUUUCUUGGGAGAGAUUGAAAUAGACUUGGCCAGCUGGGACUGGAGCAACAGGAAACUCAACUGGUACCCGCUGAAGCCCCGGAGCCUUUCUGCUGUUAAUGGUGUGGAUCACCGAGGAGUGAUGAAUUUGUCUAUUAAGUACGUCCCUCCAGGAAGUCUAGGUCCCAAGAAUCCUCCCUCUGGUGAAGUUCACAUUUGGGUCAAAGAUGUCAAGGACCUGCUGCAGUUGCGUCCUUCUGGAGUUGACUCCUUUGUGAAAUGCUACGUGCUUCCAGACACGAGUAAGAAGAGUUACCAAAAGACCCGAGUCAUCAAAAGAGACACAAACCCUAUUUUCAAUCACACUAUUGUGUAUGAUGGCUUUCAUACAGAGGAUUUAAAGGAUGCAUGCGUUGAGCUGACUGUGUGGGAUCAUGAAAAACUAACCAACCAUUUCCUUGGAGGAAUCAGGCUGGGCCUUGGGACGGGUUUGAGCUAUGGCAUCUCUGUGGACUGGAUGGACUCCACGCAAGAGGAGGUGGCCUUUUGGCAGGAGAUGAUGUCUGCUACCAAUGAAUGGAUUGAGGGGUUGCUGCCACUGCGUUCACUGGCAGGGAGGAAAAAACUGAAAUAACCUACUGUAUGUUCUAGAGAAAGGCUGAACACAUUUGUUAGAAUUAGGAAACUUCCUGCCCUGAGGUGAUCGAGACCAUGGGGCCGGCAGGUGUCACUUUAAUGAGGCAAUUGAUGGCCAGCACUUUGGAAGCAUUAAACGUAAAGUACUAAAUCCCUGACAGAGGCGUUGGGAGGUGCCUGACGCUACACUUGAUUUUGACCAAGAAGAAACUUUGUUUGCCAUUUUGUUUAAUCAUUUAUAUUCAGUGUAUGUGAAUUCCAUUAAGCUCUGGGAACACUGUCAGGGAAGAGGAGGUAUAGAUAUUUUAUUUUUUUUACCGUUUCUUGUGCUGUUGUUUUUUUUCCUGUGCAGAGAUGUAGUUUUCCUAAAGCAGCAGCGUGGAAUUACUCAUAUUUCCCUGCAAGUGGUACACUUUGUACUUGAUGUAGAAUCGCUCCAAGUCACCAGCCAGCAGAGAAUGAGAGCUUUGCGUUUGUCGCUGGUGAUAACACAUCUGUAAUGUGAGGGAAAUUGAGAUCCAAGGUGAAUCCAAAGAAAGAGAGGACUAUUUGAAGCAGAAAAUGAAGCAGCCUGAGGAGGAUAACAAUGAGGAAUUCAAUGCAUUAUUUAUUUUUUUUUCUGCUUUAAAAUGAAAGAGAGAAGAGAUGAUCCUGCAGCUAGUGGGAUUUUGCGACCAGGAGCUGCUUUCCUAGCUGUCCCACAGGCUUCCUCAGUGACCUCAGGCAAGUUACUCUAUUAAAAGACAAUUCCAGUGCAAUAUAAACUGAAGUGCUCGUCCAAAUGUAAAAUAUGGUUACAUUGCUGAUGGACCCAAUAGCAUCUUUGAAAUACCUUGUGUGCAAAACAUUUCAAUACAAAAUAAUGAUGUAGAAAACAGUCUCGUGUUAGCCUGGCACAGUGGGUCAGGAAGGAAAGGUCAGAACCGCUGUGGAAUUCAGUAGGUCUUGGCUGGGAGAGGCAAGCAGGGAGUGAACGAAGACAAAGGGUAGCUGCAGAGCUGAGGCCUGGGGCGAUCUCCUGCCUCUGCAUAUCCUGCUGCCCUUCUCAUCUACCUUUCACCUGAUGCCUCAGCCUCUUGUUCGGAGCUGGAGUCACCUCCCUGCCAAUAGCUUGCAAGAACUUUGCGUCUGGCGCAUUAGCAGCAGCCGAGGGGCAUUACGAAUGCAUUUUGAAAUGCAGCUGUGUAAUUUUUACUUGGAUGUACAUAUUGUGAUUAAACUGAAUGGUUUUCUUUAGUCGUC
Molecule: messenger RNA, 4761 nt
Organism: Oxyura jamaicensis (ruddy duck)
Lineage: Eukaryota; Metazoa; Chordata; Aves; Anseriformes; Anatidae
Product: synaptotagmin-like protein 2
Exons: 17
Coding region: 617-3517 (966 amino acids)
Biological process (GO): exocytosis; intracellular protein transport
Cellular component (GO): exocytic vesicle; plasma membrane
Molecular function (GO): small GTPase binding; neurexin family protein binding
Source: RefSeq, a predicted model, not a curated record